AUGUUGCAAUGUCCGGAGGACAACAGCACAGGAUAUAAGAGCACCAGAUUCGUCCCUCAUAUCUGCUUCACGCCACAGCCCAAACCACCAGAACAUCCAUCAACACAACUCAUCAGACACCAAAACUUCAUCAUGGUUGCCUUCAAGAACAUCGCCCUCUUUGCUGUCAGCGCCACUGCCCUUGUCUUCCCUCGCAAUGCUGCAACGGUCCAGGCCGAUCUGAACAAGAUCAACUCAGACACCCAGACUCUCACCCAGCGUGCCAACUCGUACAACGGUGGUCUCAUCAACGCUCUGCCAGUGCAAAAUGCCGAGGGCACCCUCGAGAACGACAUCAAGUCAGCCACAAGCGAUGCCCAAGCUUCCGGUCCUGUCUCCGACGCCGAUGCUCAGUCCAUUAUCGACUACAUCAACAACACCCUCGAGCCAACCAUUUCCUCGGCUGUGACUGCCAUUGUCAACAAGAAGGCCAAGUUCCAGGCUGAUGGGCUUUCGAGCAUCGUCCAGAAGGAUUUCAACAACUUGAAGACGGAGACUGAUGAUUUUGGCUCCGCACUUCUUGCUAAGGCACCAAGUGACAAGCAGGCGGCGGGACAGGCGGCUUUGAGCAAGGUGGAUGCGGAUCUGCAGCGCGGAAUAAACGCCUUCGCUUGA
Messenger RNA from Fulvia fulva, 654 nucleotides. RefSeq lists its product as uncharacterized. NCBI's taxonomy places the organism in Eukaryota, Fungi, Ascomycota, Dothideomycetes, Mycosphaerellales, Mycosphaerellaceae. The transcript is spliced from 3 exons. The record is from RefSeq and is a predicted model, not a curated record. Gene Ontology annotation, cellular component: extracellular region. Bases 1 to 654 code for a protein of 217 amino acids.